Symbiodinium necroappetens is the source of this 1185-nucleotide messenger RNA. NCBI's taxonomy places the organism in Eukaryota, Dinophyceae, Suessiales, Symbiodiniaceae. The record is from the annotation of a GenBank genome assembly.
AUGCAGAGUUACGACUUGGAGGAUUCGCAGAGCCUCGUUCGCUUCCUCCAAGAUGCGGAGAUCCGUUUGGUUCGCCUGGAGUACCUCGUCGAGCUGCAAAAGGCAGAGAGGGUCUUUCCCCGGCGACAGGAAGCUGAGACAGAGACCACCAGGUGUGGACAAACUGCGCUGGUGGAUGCCAGUGAACUAGCUAGACUGGAGAUUGACGAGAGGACAGGCCAUAUCUCCACCAUGAUCAAUUUCCCGUGGCCCCCGCGAAGGGUGACGGUAAACUUGGUCUCCAUCUCCCACGCUUGGGAGAGCAUGGAGCAUCCAGACCCAUGGAGGUUUCAGCUGGAAGCCAUUGUGGAUGCAUUUCGUGUCCGACUGUGUGAUGGCUUGGUAUGGGUCUUUUUUGAUUACAUCUCUUUGCAUCAGUACAAACGCAGCACCGCGCAGGACCAGCUUUUUCAGCGUGCUCUCCAUGACAUGCAUAUCCUCUAUGCCCACGAGGCGGUAGAAGUGCACCUAUUGGAAGAUCUCACACCGGAGAGCCUGAAAGGCAGUCGGAAGGGUGCCAUCCCGGUGUAUUGCGAAGGAAAAGACACGGUCAAGGCCGUACCCAUCCAGGACUUGAAGUUGAAUGUUACGCCCUACGACGUGAGGGGCUGGUGCCAGGCAGAGAUGGAAUGGGCACGCCUGAGAGCUUCGGUGAAGGGAGCUUCGGUGCCACGCCCUCCGCAGAUCUUCAAAAAAGCGAUAAGCCAGCUCCAGUUUACUCAUCGGAGUGAUUUAGAUGCAGUGGUCCAGCUUCAAGAGAAGGUCUUCGAGCAGAAGGCGUCCUCCACAGAGCGCUUGCUCAUUCAGGAUCUGGACGCAGUAAAGAUCAAAACGCUGUGCGCAGCGAUGCCUUUCUACAGAAACCUCAAGGAGGUGGUCAUCCCUGCCGCGAGCCUUAAGGUUCGCUGCAGCCUAGCAGCGGCAGUAGUGAGGUCUGGUGCGUGUGACAUUCAGAUGAAUUGUGAGCAUCUGCGGGACGAGGAUGCCAUUGCCUUUGCUGUAGCUUUGUCGAAGAACGAUUGCGGACAUUUGCAGCGGCUGAGCAUCAAGUGCAAUGCCAUCAGCAAGAGAGGUACAGAUGCCCUUCAGCAGAUGGCGGCUCAGCAGUGCAAUGCCGUGCACUGUCACAGCGAAGACACCGAGUGG